Molecule: messenger RNA, 936 nt
Organism: Recurvomyces mirabilis
Lineage: Eukaryota; Fungi; Ascomycota; Dothideomycetes; Mycosphaerellales; Teratosphaeriaceae
Exons: 1
Coding region: 1-936 (311 amino acids)
Source: RefSeq, a predicted model, not a curated record
AUGCAGCACUUCACACUCAUCACUCUGGCUCUGGCCACCUCCAGCAGCGCCAACUUCCUGAAGCGUCAAGCCGACUGCUCAGACCCCAACUCCUACCAAUGCCAGAUCAGCCAAGCACAAUAUCUAGUCGGCGUCUGUCAACCCACGAACGACACAGGCUCCCCGGACCUCACGGCACCUUGCAACCAGGUCUCCGCCAUCACUGCGCAGUGCGUCUACGGCGCUGACGGUCUCGCCGCGUUUAAUGGAGACCCUACAUCCUACGAUAACAGCAACUCCGACGCCGAUGUACCGAUGCUAAGCAACGGCACCCAACGUGACUGCGUCUGCUCCAGCCAAUUCUUCAACGUCCUCGGUGGCUGCAGCGACUGCUACAAAGCUCAUGGCGUUGGCGAGGAUCCAACUUCGGGCUAUGUCGACCCUGCUUUCAUCUCGAGCGCCAGCUCUUCUUACUGCGCCGUGACCAACACUCCUACCGUUGGCUUUGCGGAAGUCCUCUACGCCUACGUCACUGGCGACGUGGGUAGCAGCUUGGCCAGCGUGGCAUCGACUGCUAGCGUGACGAGCACUUUCUCUGACCCCAUCGGCAACAACACGGCUGUGUCUCUCUACUACACACCCUCCAUCACCGGUAGCUCCGCGUGGGUCGUCGCACAAGCCACUGAGACUCCAAGCAACAGUACCAUGAGCUCAGGCAGCAGCAGCGAAAGCGCGAGCGGAAGUGCCAGCGGCUCUGCUAGCAGUGCACAGCUUGCUACUUCCAACGGUCAGAUCGUGCCUACGGCGGGUGCGUCUUCAACGGCUUCGCGAUCUGGUAGCGGCACCGCAUCUGGAUCUGCAGCUGCUAGUGCUAGUGGCUCCAGUGGCGCUGGUAAGAAGGAAGCAGCGGCUAUUGCUGGUGUGGUGGCUUUGGCUGGCUUUGUGGCACUCUCGUAA